Xenopus tropicalis (tropical clawed frog) is the source of this 1410-nucleotide messenger RNA. RefSeq names its product fucolectin-4. Gene Ontology annotation, biological process: regulation of cellular defense response; regulation of complement activation, lectin pathway. The record is from RefSeq and is a predicted model, not a curated record. The coding region runs from base 571 to 1113 and encodes 180 amino acids. NCBI's taxonomy places the organism in Eukaryota, Metazoa, Chordata, Amphibia, Anura, Pipidae. Gene Ontology annotation, molecular function: fucose binding. The transcript is spliced from 4 exons.
UGUCCGGCAACUCCACAUUUGGUGAGGGCCCCCCUCAGCAUAUACUAAGGAUAUUGGUUACAUACACAGUUUGGGAGCCACUGAGUAACCCCCCUAUGAUCAAGCAGGAGAGAUGGGUGGGGCCACAAAUGGGUUCCAUUGAUUCAGGGGUUAAUGAGUCCAGCCUAUUGGUCCCCAGAAGCCCCCGUCAUCAACGUACCCCACUGCCCCCCCACAGAUAGCGCUGCAGGCUCCAUGGCCCCCCAAGUCUCCCCAUUGCAGAGAAUGGAUAUACUCCCUGCACCCCGAGAACAAUGAGCUGUUGUUGGGCAGUGAGGGAGCUGGCAGUUAGGGAGAGGCAGAUAAGCAGCGUCCGACAGUAAAUAUUGAUUCAGUUUCAUUAGAAAGAUUGGGAAUUCCUUAGGUUUUUAUUGUUUCCUAUCAAUAGUGAGUAGCUAUGAAUGUUAUCCCCCGGCAACCACCCUGGCGCCAACUGAUCCAGGGGCCGAUACAGGCGGCUCAGUCCUAUAAAGUCAGCGCCCGACUCUCACUGUCACUUCCUGCAUACGGGGAAACCGGGAACAUUCAGAAAUGGGCUUUCUACUCACUGCUGCCCUCUUGUGCAUCGUGUCUGGUACUGCAGCUCAGAACAAUAAUCAAGGGCAGAACCUUGCCCUCCGGGGCCGCGCCACUCAGUCCUCUACUUACUACAAUUACAACAUUGGAUAUUUAGCCCUCGCUGCUAAUUCUAAUGAUGGAAACUUGGAUUCUAACUAUUACCAUGGCUCCUGUUCCCUCACCGGCAACGACAUGUCCCCCUGGUGGCGAGUGGAUUUACUGCAGCCCUAUAAGAUCUCUCAGGUUGUAGUGACCAAUAGGGGCGACUGCUGCGGGGAAGCGAUUAAUGGGGCUCUGAUUCUCAUUGGCGACUCAUUGGAAAAUAAUGGCAAUAACAACCCAAGCUGUGCGGAGAUCACAUACAUAGGGAAAGGCGCCACUCAGGCCUUCGAGUGCAACGGGAUGGUCGGGCGCUUCGUUACCAUAGUGAUCCCAGGGAGACAGACGUACCUGCAGAUGUGUGAAGUUCAGGUGUAUGGGGAGCCCCUCUCGGCUAAUAAGUGCGCCCCAAAUUAAUAACAGAGUAAUUAAUGUUCUACAGCAACUUUUCUUUUUGGACCCCCCCUAUCCUGCGCCUGCAUCAUGUCUGAUGGAAACAGCCAAUCAGAUCUCGAAUAAAAGUCAAUCUGGCCCCCGGGGGUCUCACAUUAUAGGGGGGCUAUUCUCAGUUUCUCUCGGUACCCAGGGUGCUUUAAUAUAUGAUUCUAUGAACUGAAUGUUGGUGAUUAUAAAGUUGGUUGCUAUGGGUUACUGCCCAGGGUUGAUAAAUGAGCCAGUUGUGUUUGAAACUAAAAUAAAAUCUGGGGCCCCAGG